AGAUUUUCAAGCUGGUCAGAAGAAAUUUACAGAAAAGAUGGCUGGCUCUGGGAGUAUGAGCAAAGGGAUGCAAGAUCGUCUAAAUCAGAGAGUGGUGCCUGAACCCCUCACAGGGUUUGAUAAUUCUGAUGCAGUGCCUGCUGCCAACGCUGAGGCAAUGAUGCAGAUCCAGCCAGCUGGCUUGCAUAAAGAUGUCAUCCUCCUCUCUCUCCUGAAAGGAUGGUGCGAGGCGAAUGGGAAGAGCGUCAACAAGAGUCAGAGACUCUACAAGAAGAUGUUUCGCAAACUACAGGAUAAUAAGUUUAUAUCACCUGCUCAUGUUGAUGCCCUCAAGCAGUGUAAUUAUGACAUCCUUUUGAAGACACUUGUCUCCUGGUCUCUCUCUUCCUCCAGUGAUGAUUCUCCUGGGGGCGGAGCUUUGUUACCCUUUGCACAUCGUUUACCACUACCAGACCACGAUCAGUCGACUUUCUUCCGUCAGCGCUAUGAGACAGAUUUCAUUCAAAUUGAGUCUAUUGGUGAGGGAGGAUUUGGCAAAGUGUAUAAGGUUCAGCAUAAGCUGGAUAAAGAACAUUAUGCUAUCAAAAAAAUUAAAGUGACAAAGAAGUCGUGCUUCCUUGAGUCUAUACAGAGGGAAAUACAAAUGCUGGCCUGUCUGAGCCAUCCUAACGUCGUUCGGUAUCACCAAUCUUGGUUUGGAGAGGAAAUACAAGCCGUUACUAAACAUGCAAACAAACAUCGACCGAUGCUGGAAUUCAGGUCAUUCAACGACUUGGAAAUCAGUGAUGAUGAAAGGGGAGAUGAGGAGGAGGAAGAAGAUGAGGAGGACGAAGAAGAAGACAGGGAUAGAGAGGAGGAGAUGGUGAUCAUAAAUAAAGAUGAAGAUGAUUCUUUUGCUGAUAAAUCAAGGUUUAUGUAUUCUUGCCAGGAGAAGGAAAACAUCAGCAAACGUGGGUCAACGUCUCCAAUCAUAACAGAAUAUGUAGAAUCAAGGACACAGCAUCAUUCUAAGCAUUCCAGUACGGUGGUGUUUAAUAAUCAACCAGAUAUUGAUCCGUUUGAUACAGACUUCAAAGUUUCAUAUGAAGAAGAGAGAUUUGACAGUGGUGAGUUAGUAAAUGAAUUCUUUUCACAAACAAGCGAGAAUGUCGAGAACAUCAGGCCCAUUGCCAGAGAAUUUGAUCAAACAUUCACUGAGGGAGUAACUGAUUCUCUGGAAUCUUCGGGAACAUCCAGCAGCACAGUUAUUUUUCGAAAUGCGGAGUCAGAUGGAACAGACUGUGAUGAUUUCAAAUUACCGUCCCAGAAAGAACAAAAUUCUCCCCGACACAAAGUCUUGCGGCAGUCACGCAAGUUCGAAAGGCAUGUUGAAACAAUGGUGCAGUCUGACGACUAUGAAGAAAUCAAAACUACUGCCACGACCUCCAAAAACAUUGUGAAAAGUGCAAUCAUUCCGGUUACAAAAGCCACUGCUACAUUGCUGAGUACCAUAACAACGUCGCUUAGUUCUUCAACCCAGAUUCACAAAAGGAUCCAUGGUGCAUCGUCCCGCCCAUACAGAGCAGUACAAAAUGGUGCAUUCCGUCGGUCAAUAAGUUGGGAUGGUCAAGAGUCCAGUCCCGAAGUAGAUGCUGGAUGUUGGUCAAGGCUGAGGCAGUUUUACAAGAUACGUUAUUAUCUCUACAUCCAAAUGGAGCUGUGUAAAAGUACACUUAGAGUGUGGUUGAGUGAGCGCAAUGGUAGAGUAGCAACUAAGAAUCAAUUUGAUGUUGUGAAUGAGAGAGAUAAUCAAAAUAUCUACAAGCAGCUACUUGAAGGAAUAGAUUACAUCCACACACAAAAUAUACUACACAGAGAUGUGACUCCUAAGAAUAUAUUCUUGAGCCACAAUGCUGAUGACCAUCCGCUAGUCAAGAUAGGAGAUUUUGGAUUAGCUCGGGUAGAUGUCAUCACUGAGCCGAAGACUCCGAUGAGAUUUCAGAGGAACCAAGAAGUUGAUGAGUGUUGCAUUGACCCCGGUGUCUCCCAAACUUAUACAUCUGGCGUUGGAACAGAAACCUAUGCAGCACCAGAACAGCUGGAUGGGACUACAUAUGACAACAAGUCUGAUAUGUACAGCAUGGGACUGAUCCUCUAUGAGUUAUACCACCCGUUUCUUACUGGCAUGGAAAGACACAAAUGUUUGGAAAGACUACGAAAAGGAAUCAUUUCGGAAGAAGUUCAGAAAAGAUGGCCUGUGCAGUACUCUGCGAUCCAGUGUCUAACAAAAGAUGAUAGCAAGGAAAGGCCCAGCGCUGCGGAUCUUUUAUCUGGUGAUAUGUUCCCUUCUAAAGAUAAGAUAAUAGAAAGCCAAGCGGAUGAGAUCGAGAGAUUAAAGAAACUGCUUGCUGAGAGAGAUGCAGAGAUCAGUCAAAUAAAAGAAAAGUAUUCAUGAUGUCUGCCUGCCUGAGAUACAAGAGAAACCAUGUCAUCGGACAGCGUUUGAUGGCAGUACAAGGUACAACGAAUAGUACUGUUGAUAAAAAACCUUGAUGUCAUUCAUAAUCAAAUAUCAAUUGGUAGAUUUUGUUCAUGAGAAAAGGACUUUCUAUGUAAUAAAUCUUGUUUUGUUCCUGUUGAACGGGGACGGCCGGAUUCACCUCAUGAUUGUGGGAUUCCCCCUUACCUCUACCCUCAAGUAAAAAUCUUGAUAUUAAUCAUAAUCAUAUUUCAAAUGCUGUAUUUUACUCAUGAGAUGGUUGCUUUCCCUUUAGCUAAUAGUAAUAGAAGUAGUAGUCCAAAGUCUUAUAUUCUGUUUUAUACAACUCCCAAGAAUGUUCUGUAAUAUGAUGGGUCCAAAUUGGAUCACAUGAUAUUCAGCGAAUUGCACUAUUUCAUCCAAAAUGCACUAUCCUGCACUCUAAAGUCAUACCAAAUGUACUAUCCUGCACUCUGACAUCAGAGUGUAAGAUAGUGCGAGGUCUGGAAUUAUCUAGAAUUUAUAUCAAAUAUGGCAUUCAGGGCAACUCAGUAACAUGGGGGAGUUUGUAUAAAACAAGCAAUGCACGCAUUCUUGUGCAUAGAGGACAUAAAUAAUGAAAUCUGCUCGACUCGCCAAAUGGAUAUACCGCACUCGGUCAUGCGGACCUCUUAGCGGUAUAUCCAUUGGCUCUUCUCGCAUAUCGUUCAUUAUUUGGCCCUGCCUGCACUCGCUUACGUGCAUUAUUUGUAUAUUGUUUCCUGUGGAACAAGGGUGGUCAGAUUCACCUCACGUUUGUGGGGACCGCCCUGGCCUCCGCUCUCCACUUGACACUUUUCAGCGCAUCCUCCAUCCUCAUACCAAGCCUCCUCACCUCUACCACUGGCUUCUUUCAUCUCUUUUCUAGCCGCCACAUUUUCCUUGAAUCAUUUGCCUUCGCCAACGCUUAUUCCAAACCCAACAUUAAUUGCAAUUUAAUAAUUUAAUUGCUGCUCUUGGUAUAAGUCGGGCUUCAUCUUACAUUCAAUGAAAACAAUUGAUAUCACAUAAUAAUAAUGAUAGUAGAGUUGCAUAACACCUACAGUUGGGUGUUUCAUAAAGCUGUUUGUAAGUUAAUAUUCAUUGGCGAUGGUUAAGCGCGUAAGAAAGGAUCACCAGUCGUUCUUAAAGUUGCUCUUAACUUACGAACAUCUUUAUGAAACGGCCCCCAGGUCUCUAUGCAUGUAGCCUCUUGGCGAGGCCCUGUUGGCUGCUUUCCGAGCGAACAUGGCAAAGCAAGGGAGAGAGUGAAGCAGAGCGCCGCGAGACAGGGCCUCUUGACAUCUGACCCGAAUUUCACCGACUUUCUUUUGUUUUUUAUUGUUUUUACCAAUUCACCGACCAAAAACUGGUCGGUGAAAAUCAUCCAAUGAGAGCGCGAGCUGCUAUGACGUCAUAUUAAAUAUUCAUGAGCUCAUCUGGAAUGGCGACCCUUGGAUUCUUGGCGAAGAGUGACGACGAAAUAUCAAAGAGCGCUGAAUAUGACUCUAAAAUGCUGAAUAUUGACCGAUUUAAGGAUUUGCAAGUCGAUGAAAUCAACUCUGCACUGAAAGGACGAGAUGUCUUUUUAAAUCUACCCACAGGAUAUGGAAAAAAUGUAAUAUUUCAUGCGAUUCCACCGGUCGAACCGGGGCGUCAAUUAUCGAUCUCUGCUUUGCAGUGCAGUGAGGGAAGCUGGGGUGGAGUUGCUGGGAGUUGACUCGAGUCUGACCAGCGGCUGAGCAGUAUCUCCCAGGAAGUUUCGGGGCGGUGAUGGGUCUGUUACGGCCAGUAGUAGUAGUAGUAGUAGUACCACUACUUGUAGCAUUUUGCUGGUUAUUUCCCCUUUAGUGUCCCGCAAUUAAAUGAAUCCCCUGCAGAAUAAUGGACUACUAGUCUAUACUAUAUAGUAUUCCGAACCCAAAACGAAACAGCUCUGACAUUUCAUUGGUUUACUCGGUGACCGGUAAUAUCAUGAAUCAUGUAGGAAGACGUUCCUCAUGAAUAUAUAAUUCAGUUCAGAUGUCAAGAGGCCCUGGCUCGCGCCAGGCCUAAUUCGCUUCGCGAAUUAGGGAAUCCCUCGCUUCGCUCGGGAAGCAGUUGCCAGGGCCUCGACAAGAGGCUACUAUGCAUGAGGAAAGCAGGAAAUAUGGUUAGAAUUGUGGAUUUAAAGAUUAGACAUCAUAUAUGCAUUAAGAACAUCAAAUAAUAUUAAAACAUAGUUGAACCUAACUUAGUUAAACAUUCUGAAAGAGGUGGGUUUUUAAUUGUACCUUGAAUUUCUUAAGCUGGGUAAUAUUUCGUAAAAUCGAUGGGAGAGAAUUCCAUUGUGCUGGUGCAGCUUGAGACUGAUUUUAACAGUAAAGUAGUACGAGAUAUUUGGUGCUAGAGGUUUAAUAUUUUUUCACCUUGAUUGUACUUCAUGUGGUUUUAUUGAAAUAACAAACGAUGACUUGUGUAAAUGGUAAUAAUGAUAAUACAUGUGACUCAUAAAGGGCCAUUCCACUUUGUAGAGUGCUCAAGCUGAAUAAAGGGCUAUAAUUAAAUAUAAAGCUUUUGAAAAGAUCUUGAAGACUCGAAAGAAGAUACCAUUAUUGAUGUCUUCAGGAGGUUAUUCUACAAUAUAAAAAAGAAAUAAUCUGAAACCAAAUCAACUACUGGUAUACAUCCGUGGAAUGCUGAGCAGAAAUAGAAAAGUAAUACUCAUAUAAAACGAGCAUAACCUCCUUUUUAAAUUGAUAAGCAAGAUGUAAUCUACACUGAGCUGCUGUCAUGUGCAACUUUGGUCAAAAUAGCUACUAUUAUGGCUCUGGUAAGAAAUGUAAGGUGAGAAGUGCCAAGACAUGUUAUAAGGGCUCUUAUCCUGGUUAAAAAGCAGAACAAGCAUGGCAUUUUGCAAACACAAUUUUUUUUUAAUGAGAAAAGAGGUAGAAAAAAUGAGGCCAGAAAUAGUUGAGUGCACCUAUUACACUGUAGGGCUUAGAAAUAAACUCAGCAUUUCUGUGUUGUUGGUUUCCUCUUUUUUUUUCUGGCCUCCAUUUCUUUUAUCAAAAUGAGUUUGUGAUUAGUAAUUUAAAAAAAUUCAGAUGAAUUGUUUAAUGGGUAAUUACAAUUCUUUCUCAUGUACAGUAUCAUGUUUUGUCUUCAUAACAUUAUAAACUAGGUUAUUUGUAAUUAUUUCAAAAAUACUGAACUUUGAAUCAUGUUGUAGUUUAUAUUGUUCACAUGGAUGAAAAACACCCAGAAAUUUUUUUUUGCAGACACUUAAAAGAUAUAUGUGACAGAUAAAUCAUUAUUUCCUAAAUCUACUGGGGAAAUGAAUGUAACACGUGUUAGUGUAUGGGAUGAAAUACAGAAGGUGUUUCAGGUCACUUUAGAUUUCACUCUUUUGAGAAACUUGAUACGUAUUUUCUGGCUCUUUUUUUGUUGUUGGGGGGAAGGGCAAUUUAUUUUUAUAACACGGGUGACAAACAGGACCUUGCAGCUCAGAUUAUUCAAAGUCAAAUCAAUGUUAACCUCUGCUUUUCAUGAUGAAACGGGAAUCAUUCCAACCUACUGCAAAAAUCAUGUGGUAAUUUAGUCAUAUUUUGAGAACUUCUUAAUGUUGUAGUAUAUCGUUCAGGUGAAGAUGCUGACUUUAAUGAUGGACAAACUGAAAUUAUACAGACUAUAGUCCUACUGUGUUAUAUGGUGCUAGCAGGUGACUUAUUCAUUAUUGAUUUGUCAAGACCAUGAAGUGUAAAUAUUCAUAGUCCUGUGAUACAAAUAUUUGCAAAUAUUGUAAAAUGGCAGUGACCAAUUAUGAUCUUUUUGUAUGGAUGUAGUGGGGCAAUUCCAUAAAAUAUGUACUAGUAUGUCCAACCCCAUGUAUGUGGGACCUUCGUGACAUUUUCUGUCUAUGAUUUCUGGUUCUUAUGACAGUCUGUAAUGCUGUCAAAUGACUAUGAAUUGGUCAGUUUAUGAAGUGAAGUAAAACCUGAGAAUAAUGGGGGUUGAAUGUUUUAUGGAAUAGUGUUCAAAAUACCCACUUUCCACCAAUUAUAAACGUUGUGUGAACUUUGUUAUUAAUUGCAUUUCUUUGUGUUAUGGGGCACAAAAUUAUCUUUGUCUAGAUCACUUUGGGUGCAAUAACUGUAUGUCAAUGGCAUAUCCAGAUAAAAAAAGAGUGCGCUAGGCUAGUACCCUUGUACCUUUGCCAAUGUAUAACGUCAGAGACUUUUUGAGAUAAGAGGCCUCCUAUGUAUUAUGCUACUUUCUUUAUUUGGUCUUUCAUUAGAUUCAGGCACCAUUUCUUUUCCUUGAUUGUUUUUUUUUCUGCUUUCUUCUUGCCCCCCCCCAUAUUGUACCCCUUUUGUGCACCUGAACAUGAUGCCCCCCCCCCCUCACCAUCCUAGAUAUGCCACUUGUACAUGUGUGCUUAUGAUAAAAUCUGUUUGUUUUUUUAUUAGGUGUCGAGCAUUUGUAAAUACCCCACCAUUCAAACUGCCCUAUUGUUUAUUUCGAGCAAUCUUGUUAGUUUGACGACCAGCCUUUUAUUUUAGCUUUGAAACAUUGCUGUUUUGAGUUUCAUUCUGCACUAAUUAAUUUUAACUUGUUUAUUUCAUUCUAGCAACCAAGACUCUUUAAAUGCUAUGUAUUUAUAGUUUAUAUUUUAUUUUAAGAUUUCUGUCAUUAUUUGACAUGUUUUUGAUCUAAUCUGUGUGUUAUUUAUUUGAGAUAUCAUUAAUUUGAGAAAGUAUUCAUACUUUGAUUUUCAAGUAAUGCAAUCAUCAGGUUUACCAAAGGUUCUACGAUGCAAGUUCAUGUGAAACCUGUAUUUUUCCCUAAAUAUAAUUUAUUGAAGAUGAAAUUGUGUGGCAAUAUAUUUAUAAUGAGGUUUAUAAAUGAUCAGUUGAAAUACACAAGAAUGUAUGAUUAUAUUCACAUCUGCCAUUACUCAUAUUAGAUAGAGCAAAUCUUGUUAAGUUUGAUAUAAAUGUGGAAGGCUUGCCAGAAUGGUCUAGCUCUUGUUGGAGGUUUAUGGAAAAUAACUGAAAUAAACAAGAAUAUAUCAGUAUUC
This is a messenger RNA of Lytechinus pictus (painted urchin), 7535 nucleotides long. RefSeq names its product eukaryotic translation initiation factor 2-alpha kinase 1-like. The coding region runs from base 38 to 2434 and encodes 798 amino acids. Gene Ontology annotation, cellular component: cytoplasm; cytosol; nucleus. The transcript is spliced from 13 exons. Gene Ontology annotation, molecular function: eukaryotic translation initiation factor 2alpha kinase activity; ATP binding. Gene Ontology annotation, biological process: protein phosphorylation. NCBI's taxonomy places the organism in Eukaryota, Metazoa, Echinodermata, Echinoidea, Temnopleuroida, Toxopneustidae. The record is from RefSeq and is a predicted model, not a curated record.